This is a messenger RNA of Bactrocera latifrons, 1149 nucleotides long. RefSeq names its product clumping factor A-like. The record is from RefSeq and is a predicted model, not a curated record. Bases 13 to 1032 code for a protein of 339 amino acids. The transcript is spliced from 2 exons. NCBI's taxonomy places the organism in Eukaryota, Metazoa, Arthropoda, Insecta, Diptera, Tephritidae.
ACUGUGCACAAUAUGAAGCCGCAAACUCUGUGUUUAUCCGUUCUCAUAGUGGCUAUUCUUCUUGUCGCUGACAUCCCAAGUGUCCACGGAAUGAGUUUAAAUUAUGGGUGGCUAGGAAUUGCACAAAAUGAACUAUUAGAUUUUAUAAGAAUUAUAAUUAAUUCCAUAAACGAUAUUCUGCAAGGACGCCUCACAUCUAAGAUGCUUGAAGAUAUGAUUGAAGUAAGCAAUCUACCAGGGAAAGAUGGUAGCAAAAGUAGGGAAAGUAAUUCGCAGGAAACCGGUACAACCGAUGUGGAGAAGGAUACGGAUAACUCGGCACAGAAGAAUGGAAGCGAAAGUGGAGGUAACACCGAUGAAGACAAGGAUACGGAUAACUCGGCAGAGAAGAAUGGUAGCGAGAGUGGAGGCAACACCGAUGAGGAUAAGGAUGCGGAUAACUCGGCAGAGAAGAAUGGAAGCGAAAGUGGAGGUAACACCGAUGAGGAUAAGGAUACGGAUAACUCAGCAGAAAAAAAUGGAAGCGAAAGUGGAGGUAACACCGAUGAAGACAAGGAUACGGAUAACUCGGCAGAGAAGAAUGGAAGCGAAAGUGGAGGUAACACCGAUGCGGAUAAGGAUGCGGAUAACUCGGCAGAGAAGAAUGAAAGCGAAAGUGGAGGUAACACCGAUGAGGAUAAGGAUACGAAUAACUCGGCAGAGAAGAAUGGAAGCGAAAGUGGAGGUGACACCGAUGAGGAUAAGGAUACGGAUAACUCGGCAGAGAAGAAUGGAAGCGAAAGUGGAGGUAACACCGAUGAGGAUAAGGAUACGGAUAACUCAGCUGAGAAAAAUGGAAGCGAAAGUGAAGAUGAGGAGAAGAGUGAUGGUGGAGAUAGUUCGCGGGUCAUAAAAGAAUCAGAAACUCGUUUGUCAACGGUAAUAAAUUUGGAGAAUUUUUUGAAAUCUCUUACAAAGAACUUAAAGGGAUGCAAGUUACAACAGUCGAAAAGCGAAAACAAAUCGAAUACAAAGAUAAUCUGCCGUUGGUAAUAUACAUUUUUAAUUUCACACAAGUAUUGUAAGUCUAUUGAACGUGUAAGAGAAGAGUGAAUAAAAAUAAUUGAAGCGCCUAAAGUUAUUGGGUCUUACUUCAUUUCGACUUUGUAA